AUGGACGACCAGCGGGACUCCUACGUCAAGUGGAGAGAGUGCGAUAAGCUGCCCGAUACCCCACAGGUGGUUCUGGAGCUGGAUGGCUGCCCGACCGUCUGGACGGAGCCGGAGAUUCAAGACUAUUUCUUGUCCCAUCUUCGGAGGCUUAUGAGUGAUGAAUCUAAUGACCGCGACGAUCAGAAUGAGAGCGAUAGCUCAAACGACAUCAACCAACCAUGCUGGCUGCGCUGGUCCCCUCUGCCAAUCGACCCUGCCCUGGAUGACUUCAUCCUCUUACACCAUGAUCCAGAUAGCAAGAUUCUCCAGAGAAUUGGUGUUGAGAAGCAGCCCAUAUACGAACCGAGCCGAAGUCUUCAUAUGUUUCCGAAUGAGCCACAUUCGUCCUGGACAAGGGAGGCGAAGGAGACUCAUGAUCGCCAUACGGUCACCCACAGACUGUCCAUUCCUGGUGCCUGGAAGAAGCUGUUACAGCCAGGUCACAGCUACGACUUGCUUUGGACAGGUAAAGAAGUUGCCCACUGGGGCUGGGGCAAACCGCCGCAGGUAGGAAAAGAGGCUUCCGAGCCCAAGAGGCCACCGGUCCUGAUUCCGGGAGGUGCGCACUUCACCUUCACGGUGGUAGAAGCGCUGCCACCUCCCAUUCCACACCCUGCUACACCACCGCCUUUCCAGGCGUGUGAGAGAGUUCCAGGGGCACCUGUCCUCAGCCUUGACAUGAGCUGUAGUCCAACAAUGACUCUGAAUGGGCGACUGAGGAUCCAUAUCAGACUCACUUAUCACGGUCUCUCAGACAGUAGUGGUACUACGACAACAGGCAAAGAAGAACCAAGACCGAUUACAUUCCACACCUAUGCAUUUAGCCCGGUAGAUGGCGCAUUCCGCGUCUAUCGCCGUACCGGUCCAGAUCAGCCGAGCUCGGAGAUAGAGGAGAAAUGGGAGUCAUUCUACGGCAAUGGCUGUCGAUGGGGGCUCUGGGGCGAUCCCGACCAGCCGAUAAAUGUCUCCCAGAAUCUAGGCACCCGAUUCCAAACCCUCUUUCCCGGCGCAUGCUGGACGAACUUCUGGACUAUGGAAGCGGACGGAGACGGGCUACCCGAGGAUCCUCAAUUCGGCGAGAAGUUCCGAUACCAGUUCAAGGGAAAUACGUUGGACUGGUGGGAUUGGGGAACAGCUGAGGACCAUGCAGAGACGGUUGUCACAAUACCUGCCGCGGGGGUGGACCUAUUGUCGAUCCAGAGGACAAUGGAGGCCGGCCAAAGGUGGUUGUACCCGCGUCGAAUAUUGUGGAGUGGGUGA
Messenger RNA from Penicillium longicatenatum, 1299 nucleotides. RefSeq lists its product as uncharacterized. The record is from RefSeq and is a predicted model, not a curated record. Bases 1 to 1299 code for a protein of 432 amino acids. The transcript is spliced from 3 exons. NCBI's taxonomy places the organism in Eukaryota, Fungi, Ascomycota, Eurotiomycetes, Eurotiales, Aspergillaceae.